Messenger RNA from Lacerta agilis (Sand lizard), 2090 nucleotides. RefSeq names its product transmembrane protein 38B (gene TMEM38B). NCBI's taxonomy places the organism in Eukaryota, Metazoa, Chordata, Lepidosauria, Squamata, Lacertidae. Gene Ontology annotation, biological process: potassium ion transmembrane transport. Gene Ontology annotation, molecular function: identical protein binding; potassium channel activity. The transcript is spliced from 6 exons. Bases 233 to 1108 code for a protein of 291 amino acids. Gene Ontology annotation, cellular component: membrane. The record is from RefSeq and is a predicted model, not a curated record.
UCGAGCGCUCUUCCCGCCCGACGGCUGUUUGUACGGGACAAAAAACUAUGCGCGGGAUUCGACUGGGACCGUUCGCGCCCCUUUUUGGCUUGAGGCGAUGAAGAGAGAGGGGGCGGAGGGGCCCUUCUAAGCUCCGCCCCUCGCUCGUUUGGCUCUUCUCGCCCUCCCCCGCCCCCCCUCACGUUCCUUCUUUAAAUCCGUCGCCGGCGCAUGCGCGGCGGAGUCCGCCGCGAUGGAGGAGCUCCUGUGGCAGGUGGCGUAUCGGUUCUCUCGCCUGCCCAUGUUCCCUUUCUUCGACCUGGCACAUUACGCGGCCUCCGUCCUGUCGCUGAAGGAGCAGCCGGGAGCAGUUGACGUAGCACACCGCAGCCCAAUUGCAUGCUGGUUUAGCGCAAUGCUUUACUGUUUCGGUGGCUCCAUUUUAUCUUCGCUGAUGCUUGCAGAACCUCCAGUUGGAUUUCUUGCCAACACCACCAAUGUCUUACUUGCCUCGUCAGUCUGGUAUCUUGUAUUUUAUUGUCCUCGUGAUCUAGCCUACCGCUGUUUCUGUUUUCUACCUAUACGACUGCUGCUUUCAGGGAUGAAGGAAGUGACUAGAACGUGGAAAAUAACUGGCGGGAUUGCACAUGCACACCAGCACUACAAAAAUGCCUGGUUAAUCAUGAUAGUAGUUGGCUGGGCCAGAGGAGCCGGGGGCGGCCUAAUAUCUAACUUUGAGCAGUUAGUGAGAGGUGUGUGGAAGCCAGAAACUAAUGAACUGCUGAAGAUGUCCUACCCUGUGAAACUAAGCUUGAUCGGGUCCAUACUCUUCACAAUGCAGCACCUCUCUUUUCUUCCAGUAGCGAAGCCCAACCUCAUGCUGUAUUACACCUCCUUCUUGGUAAUCACAAAGGUAAUCAUGAUGCUGACAGAUAAUGCUUUCACUCCCUUGGCCCCGUUUGAGAAGGUGCUGGUUGGUCUCCUCUUUGGUCUGCACCCGCCUUGCCCUGAACCUUGUAACAGCGAGGCCAAAGUCCCUUACAAUGGCGCCUCCUCAGACUACGACCGCACAACAGCUGGAGAGACGAGCGACAGUGUUAAGAGAAGACAUGCCAAGAAAGCAGAAUAAAAAGCUUAGAAUGUGAUGCGGGGUGGCCAGGCGUAGCUUCUUUGUACAUGCCCAUAAAAACACGCCAUGUUUUUCUUUUUCCUAAUAAUGUGAAAGGACAAUUGUGUAUAAGGAAAUUCACGUAGCAAAUGGCUUCCAGAAGCAUAGUGCAAAGUUUCCUAUGCAAACCCCCAUUUCAGUGAAGCUUGCUCAGGCUACAUUGCCCACGAACUUUCUGCACUAUUGACAUCUAGUAGUAUUGCAACUGCCACGUGGCUCUAUGUGGCCUCUAAAAAUGUAUUUUUUUGUAAGCUAGAAUUCAUACUUGGACAAGAUGCAUCAUGUUGGGUUUCUUUCUAUCUAAUGUGACUUGAUAAAAGAAGAGAUUAUAUUGUGAUUUUACUUGUAUGAAGAAUUUUUAUUGUGGUCUUAAAAUAAGUUUUUUCUACUUCAGAAAACAAAACACUAACUUUUAAAAAGCUUGAUGAAAUAUUUUCUGGCACUAGUGAAAUGUGAUUGUCAGAACUGACUAUUUAUGUUGAUUGUAACUUAUUCGGGAGGUGAUCCAGCAGACGUGAGCACCUUGAAAUCUGAUGGGUGAGCUUUAAGCAUGAGCAUUUAGGACUUGAAAGUGCUAAAAAAUUUGGCUGAAUUGUGUCCUGGUGUUUCCAUUCUUUAAUACCGGAGGUUACUCUCCCAAUAUUUUAAUACACGAUUUUAAUCUACCUUAGUUGAGAAAUGUGAACAUAUUUGUGAAAAUGUAAUAUAUUCAGUUACAUGAAAGAAGCAGUAAUUUCAGUGAUCAAAUUUAAACCAAUUUAAUAUUCUAACAAUUAUAUAUAUAUAUAACAGUGCUUGAGGGCCAAUUUUGUAAGUUUCCACACUUGGCUUGAGUCACAAGCAGUCUAUUAGCUUUUUUCACAAAAUUUUCAUACAGGGUUUUCAAAUCUUUGUAUGUUUACCCACUGGAACCACUUAGAUAUUAAAUUAUUUGUAAGCAUGA